CCUCUCUCUCUCUCUCUCUACUCUCUCUCUCUCCUCCUCCGUUCUUAUCCUCACCACCUUCCUUCCUUGUACCAAAAACCCAGUUUCCUUAUUCAUAUAUAUUAAACUCGCACCCCUUCAAAAAGCCCAUCGAAAAUCUCUUUCAUUUAAACCUUCAUGCUUCCAUAUCUCCUCCCCCCCAUGAGAAAAUACAUUCUCAUUAUUAUAUGUAAUACCCACCGGUGAAUCCCAUUCACCCCACCCAAUUUCCCAUUUCCCCUGUUUCUCUCUCCAAUUCCCCUGUUCUUUGUUGUCUUGCUAGAUUUCUCUGGUUUUCUUUUUAGGUUUCUUUGUUUCUCAUUAUGCUGUCUAGAUCUUGUUUCAACCUACUGAACCUCGACGACUACCUCCGGCCCGAUCGUACCCGGAUUCCCAGAGUCAUGACCGUACCUGGCAUAAUAUCCGACUUCGCAAGUAAUGACUUCAACAACGGCGAAAAAACGGAUUCCCAGUCCGACGUCGUCUCAUCGGCGAGCCAAGAACGGAGGAUCAUCGUGUCCAACCAGCUCCCGGUGAAGGCCCACCGCGACGCCGCCGUCGGUUCGCGGUGGUGCUUCGAUUGGGACAAGGACGAGCUCGCCCUCCAGCUCAAGGACGGGUUCCCGAACGAAGUCGAAGUCAUCUACAUCGGCUGCUUGAAGGCCGAUAUCGAUCCGUCCGAGCAAGACGACGUUUCCACCUUGCUGUUCGAAAAGUUCCGGUGCGUCCCGACGUUCUUACCCCCGGAGGUUCAGAACAAUUACUACCACGGGUUCUGUAAGCACUACUUGUGGCCCUUGUUCCACUACAUGCUGCCGUUAACCCCGGGUCACCGGUUCGACCGGGUUUUAUGGCAGGCCUACGUAUCCGCGAAUAAAAUAUUCGCAGAUACGAUCAUGGAAGUAAUAAACCCAGACGAGGAUUAUGUCUGGAUACACGAUUAUCACUUAAUGGUGCUCCCCACUUUCUUAAGAAAAAGGUUUAACAGGAUUAAGCUAGGGUUUUUCCUUCACAGCCCGUUCCCGUCGUCUGAAAUAUAUCGAACAUUGCCCGUUCGCGACGAGAUUCUUCGAGGUUUCCUGAAUUGUGAUCUAAUUGGGUUCCACACGUUUGAUUACGCUAGGCAUUUCUUGUCCUGUUGUAGUAGAAUGCUGGGUUUGGAUUACCAAUCGAAAAGGGGGUAUAUUGGGUUGGAAUACUAUGGUAGGACGGUUAGUAUCAAGAUUUUACCUGUUGGGAUUCAUAUGGGUUUGCUUGAAUCCGUUAUGUCGGUUUCCAGCACUGCUAAGAAGGUUGAGGAGUUGAGGGAGAAGUUUGAGGGGAAAAUUGUGAUGUUGGGUGUGGAUGAUAUGGAUAUGUUUAAAGGUAUCAGCUUGAAGUUUUUGGCAAUGGGGAAUUUGUUGGAGGAUCAUGUUGAGUUGAGGGGGAAGGUGGUUUUGGUCCAGAUAAUGAACCCGGCUCGGAGCCGGGGCAAGGAUAUCCAGGAGGUUCAGGAUGAGAUCGAUAGCGUUGCGAACGAGGUUAAUUUGAAGUAUGGUGGACCAGGUUAUGAACCGAUUGUGUUUGUUCACGGGCCAGUUUCGACCAAAGAUAAGGUUGCGUACUAUGCUAUUUCGGAGUGUGUUGUGGUGAAUGCUGUGAGGGAUGGGAUGAAUUUGGUGCCUUAUACGUAUACAGUUUGUAGACAAGGGAGCCCUGAUUUAGACAAGGCCUUGGGGAUUGAAGGAUCUGAUGUGCCAAGGAAGAGUGUGAUCAUUGUGUCCGAAUUCAUCGGGUGCUCACCAUCUCUCAGUGGGGCGAUCCGGGUCAAUCCGUGGAACAUCGAUGCUGUCUCCUGCGCGAUGAAUUCAGCAAUCACAAUGCCAGAAUCGGAGAAACAAUUGCGCCAUGAAAAGCACUAUAAGUAUAUCAGUUCUCAUGAUGUGGCUUAUUGGGCUAAGAGUUUUGAUCAGGACCUGGAAAGGGCUUGUAGGGAGCAUUACCGGAAGAGGUGUUGGGGGAUCGGGUUUGGUUUGGGGUUCAGGGUUGUGGCUCUGGGUCCUAAUUUCAGAAAGCUUGCGGUGGAACACAUUGUCUCUGCGUACAAUAAGACGAAGAGCAGCCGGCUAAUUUUGUUGGACUACGAUGGUACUAUGAUGCCUCAGGGCUCCGUGGACAAGUCGCCAAGCGAGGAGGUUAUUAAGGUCUUGAAUGGGCUUUGCAACGAUCCGCAGAAUGUUGUUUUCAUUGUGAGUGGCAGAGGAAAGGAUAGUCUCAGCAAGUGGUUUUCUCCCUGUGAGAAACUUGGUCUUUCUGCCGAACAUGGGUUCUUCACACGGUGGAGGAGGGAUUCGGCAUGGGAGUCCUGCAUGUUGGCAAUGGAUUUCGACUGGAAGAAGAUUGCGCUACCGGUGAUGGAGCACUAUACGGAGGCUACAGAUGGGUCAUUUAUAGAGCAGAAGGAAAGCGCUCUCGUUUGGCACCAUCAAGAAGCCGACCCAGACUUUGGAAUGUGGCAGGCUAAAGAGCUUCUCGAUCACCUCGAGAGCGUUCUUGCUAAUGACCCUGUCGUUGUUAAAAGAGGCCAGCACAUUGUUGAAGUCAAACCACAGGGUGUAAGCAAAGGAGUAGUGGUGGAAAGUCUCAUAGAAACCAUGCGGGCAAGAGGAAAGUUGCCGGAUUUCGUUUUAUGCGUAGGCGAUGACCGAUCGGACGAGGACAUGUUUGAGACGAUUGCGAGAUCUGUUUCCAACCCCUCGUUGCCCGCCACAGCAGAAGUUUUCGCGUGCACUGUCGGUCAGAAACCGAGCAUGGCAAAAUACUAUCUCGAGGACACUUCCGAAGUAAUCAAGAUGCUUCAAGGUCUAGCAACGCGCAGCAUCUGGACAGCUUAAUAAUAAGUCUGCUCUAUCUCAGGUCUCCUUUGAAAGUUCCAUCUGAGAAUUGCUCAUAAGGGGUAGGUACAGCUUAGGUAUCUGUUGAAUGGGCACAGGAAGUAGUAGCCUAGAGAUAACCUUUGUACAGAAAAAUACUAGUUUCUACAUUUUACAGAUCAAAUCUGAAAAUCAAAAGUUGAAAAUUUACAGGAUUAGUUGAUCCAAGUUUCUUCCA
Rhododendron vialii is the source of this 3108-nucleotide messenger RNA. RefSeq names its product probable alpha,alpha-trehalose-phosphate synthase [UDP-forming] 11. Gene Ontology annotation, molecular function: catalytic activity. Gene Ontology annotation, biological process: trehalose biosynthetic process. Gene Ontology annotation, cellular component: cytosol. The transcript is spliced from 3 exons. The record is from RefSeq and is a predicted model, not a curated record. The coding region runs from base 342 to 2891 and encodes 849 amino acids. NCBI's taxonomy places the organism in Eukaryota, Viridiplantae, Streptophyta, Magnoliopsida, Ericales, Ericaceae.